AUGCCAAUUCUGCUUGUCCCCGAUGUCGACAAAGAGACACUAAAGCUCGUUGACCACCUCAAUGCCUACAUCAACGGCGGCCCGAGCAGUGAGUCUGCUCUCAACGAAUACUAUGACCAUAUUGCCACCCACAAGUACCUCUUACAAUCUGCGGACCCUCAUCUGAAUUCGAUCUUGACCGCAGUGAUGCCAUUGCUUGGACGGAUUGUGGAGGCAAGCAGUUUUGCUCUGGAAUAUGCUGAUUUCUUGAGCAAGCUUCUUCAGCUUGUGCCACUACAAACUGCCUUCGCCUUCUUUCCGAAGGAAGAAAUGCUUCGAGCAGUAAACUAUCCGAGCCCUGUGAGCUUAUUUAAGGCCACAGUGGAUCUCGUAGCCUGGGGAAUUAAACAGGGAGACGAGGCUGCGCAGGACUUUGUAAACAAUUCCGAUUUGGUGUCGAGAGCGGUCAAUAGAAGCUUAUCGGACCACUCCAUCCGCAAUAGUUGCUGGACGGUCGACGUGUUGGUGAAACUGUGUCCUCACGAUAUGCUUCAAGUGGUUGCUGCUGAUCUCAUGCACGCUGUGGAGCUCGUAUCGUUGUUGUCUGACUCCUACUUGACUGUUCGUUACGUCAGCAUCGCUGAGAUAGUUUUCCACAGACAUGCUGACUUGUCCAAGGAACAGCGUGAUAAAAUCGUGGGUGUUGUGGACCCAAAAAGUUUCUUCUCAAAUUUUGAUGACGAUCGUGACAUGCUACUAUACGACGUGCUCCUCAACUUCUACACUAGCCUUGUUCCCGAUAUAAAGGAGCUGCCUGCUUUGUUUGAUCUGCUCUCACCCUACGUCGAAGAAGGUAUACGUGUCUUGUCAGAGUCCCUCACUGAUGGUGACCCGCUUGUAGUCAAGCCGCUCGAGGAGCUUGUGGCUGCAGUUACUGAGUACGGCAACGAUGAUGUUUUGCUGUGGAUAACCGAAAACACGGCAUUGGGUCCUCUUAUCAACAAAUUGGACCUCAACAUACCUUCACAUCAGCUGCUAUUUCUAAAGAUAAAGUUAGAGCUUAUCAAGGACAAGCAUAAGUUCUAUAAUGAUCAGCUCGCUCAGCUUCGAUUAUCUACUAUAGAUAAGAUCAUGUUUCCGAUCAUACUACGUGCUGUGGGAGGACCGCACUUUUUUCGAAUACCUUGCAAAAGAUGA
Candidozyma auris is the source of this 1176-nucleotide messenger RNA. RefSeq lists its product as uncharacterized. The record is from RefSeq and is a predicted model, not a curated record. Bases 1 to 1176 code for a protein of 391 amino acids. The transcript has a single exon. NCBI's taxonomy places the organism in Eukaryota, Fungi, Ascomycota, Pichiomycetes, Serinales, Metschnikowiaceae.